Molecule: messenger RNA, 1562 nt
Organism: Schizophyllum commune H4-8
Lineage: Eukaryota; Fungi; Basidiomycota; Agaricomycetes; Agaricales; Schizophyllaceae
Product: glycoside hydrolase family 16 protein
Exons: 10
Coding region: 244-1338 (364 amino acids)
Biological process (GO): carbohydrate metabolic process; fungal-type cell wall organization
Cellular component (GO): fungal-type cell wall
Molecular function (GO): glycosyltransferase activity; chitin binding; hydrolase activity, hydrolyzing O-glycosyl compounds
Source: RefSeq, a predicted model, not a curated record
GUUUCCGCGGCCGUCUUCUCCCCGUUCACAGUCGCCAAACUGUCUCUCCUUGGCCCCUUGGUCCUUGGUUUUCUCCCCUAAGCGAUAAUUUCUUGGCUCUGUGCCCUUAGCGAUACUUGGCUACUUGUCUCGACCGACAUUUAGCCUUCUGUCCCGAACGACACUUUGCCCUGACCUGACCUGAACGACGCCUGCCCUUCGAUCCUUUACCUCUCACCCUCUUUCUGAACCACCUUCACUUCGAUGCUCUACACUGCUCUCUUGGUCGCGCUCAUCGCACAGCGCGUCGCGCAGGUGCAGGCGACGGCUUGCAACGCGACGUCGCCCUGCCCAGCGUCCGCGCCGUGCUGCAGCGAAUACGGCUUCUGCGGGGAUGGUCACUUCUGCCUCGGCGGCUGCAACCCCUUCGCGUCGAACACGCUCGACUCGUGCAAGCCGAUGCCCUUGUGCCAGGAUGCGGAGUACUCCUUCCCGAACAACGACCGCAUCCUCUCCAACUCGACCCAAUUCGACGGCAACGCGACUGAGUAUGACUGGGUCGUCGACAAGGGCUCCAUCUUCAACACGAACCAGACCGGCGGCGAGCUCGCCAUGAUCCUCACCGAGGACAACGGCGGGACACGCAUCUCGUCCACGCGGUACAUGCACUACGGGACCGUCACCGCGAAUCUGAAAACCGGCAAAUGGGGCGGCGUCGUGACCGCGUUCAUCACCAUGAGCGACAUCAAGGACGAGAUUGACUGGGAGUUCCCCGGUGGCGCGACGACCGAGGCGCAGUCCAACUUCUUCUGGCAGGGUGUUAUCCCUGACUCCACGCACGGCGCGACACAAAAGGACCUCUCCGAUACUUUCGAGAAUUACCAUGCGUACACGAUCGACUGGCAGCCCGACCACAUCACCUUCUCCAUCGACGGGAACGCAGUGCGCACGGUCCAGGCCUCCGACUUCGUCGACGGCAACGGCGGGAGCCAGUUCCCGAACACGCCCUCGCGCAUCCAGCUCAGCCUCUGGCCCGCGGGCAUCGACUCGAUGCCGGAGGGGACCGUGCAGUGGGCGGGAGGCAUGAUCAACUGGGACGACCCCGACUACACCUCCGCCGGCCACUUCUACGCGCUCGUCAAGUCCGUGUCCGUCAAGUGCGCCGACCCGGAGACGCGCUCGGCGAACGACACGUCGUACAUCUACGAGUCGAACGCGAGCACGCCGAGCGUGGCGAUGAGCAAUCACUCGACGUUGCUGAAUGGCGCGGGGCGGACGAUGAUGGUGGGGGGCACGUCGAUGGAUCUGACGCUGGGGCUGGUCGCGGUGGGCGGGGCGGUGGUGGCGAUGUUGGUUUAGGGUGCAAGGGUGAUGGUAGUUGUGCGCGAGAAAGUGUGUGAAAGGGGAAUGGCUGCUUGUCGAAUGUUGGUAUGGGUUUGUGCUUUUUUGGAUGGGUUGUGCAUCUUGGGCCUCGCGCCACUCACUCGCUUUAUAUACCCUCGGGACUAGGUAGGGUGGAUAGGCAGUAGCAUACCCCAUGUGGUUAAUCAGUCUUGGAAAAUAAUGAUGGUCAAUCUUGCGCA